Messenger RNA from Bactrocera oleae (olive fruit fly), 3372 nucleotides. It is a transcript of the gene Debcl, whose product is annotated as Death executioner Bcl-2. The record is from RefSeq and is a predicted model, not a curated record. Gene Ontology annotation, biological process: extrinsic apoptotic signaling pathway in absence of ligand; intrinsic apoptotic signaling pathway in response to DNA damage; regulation of apoptotic process. Gene Ontology annotation, cellular component: mitochondrial outer membrane. Lineage: Eukaryota; Metazoa; Arthropoda; Insecta; Diptera; Tephritidae. Gene Ontology annotation, molecular function: protein homodimerization activity; protein heterodimerization activity.
AUAGACUUUGUAUUUCGAAAGUAUAUAUUGUUCUCGGCUUCUUUAAUAGUUUAUUAGUAUAACUAAAACAUCUUUCUAAUUUCUAAAGAAUUAUUUUUACUAAUUUUAUGUACUAAAUAUAUUUGAAAUGUAACGUUCAUGAGUAGUCUCUAACGGAUAAGGAAGUGAGAAAAUUAAAUUCCGCAAAUGGUAUGUGUCUUCGCUUUCAACCGGUUUGAGGCAUUGCUUACAUUCUCUGCUCAUACGAAAAGCAUUACUAACGCGCCUGCCCACAAUUACAGUUAACACUUUCCAACACGCAUGAUGUUAGCAAUUUAAAAGCUCAUCAAAGCACACAGCUGAUCUGUAUUUUCUUUUUAUUGAAGCCAACCGAUCGUCAUAUCUGGAUAUGCUUAAUGAUUCCAGCGGUCAGAGUAUUUUUGUGUUGUCUUGUGUGCGGCGUCAGCUCUCUUGUGCAUACACACGAGCAAACAGCGACCUAACGUGACGGCGUUAUUAGGCGAUGGCGUUAGGUAGCUUAGCUCCAAAUCAGUCCAGCCUUCUAGCCCGUUCUGUUCGUGUGUUAUGUGCUUGACGCCGGAGCGCUACGCAGCGCAAACGAAAAGUAAUCAGCAAGUUAAAUAAUAAAAAAACUGUGAAAUAACGCAAACACAGCGGCUCAAUUGACUCGUGUAUUUCACAGCGACUUGUGCAAAUUUUAAUUUUAUUAUUAUCAAAUAUUUAAUACACGUACGCCUACCGCGCUAACCGACCACAGUCGUGACUUUACAUAUAAUACAGCUCAAGUUGUAUAUUUUCUUAAACGCUUAAAUUCUCUGCUUUUCUUUCUAUAUGAGCUAAAGCAAGAAAGUAGUAAAAAAAAAGAAUGAAGUAUUGUUGGAAUUCGCGGCUUUGACAGUGGAUUGGAGCAAAAGCAAAAGUGAAUAACAAAAAUAAGUAAAACAAUUACGAUCGGAAGGGUAGACAAACGCGCUAUAUAUUUUAUUGUUUGCUUCUCAAUAUUCUACUUAAUCAAAAAUCAACGAAAUUAAAUCGAAAGCAGACGAAAAAAAUUUUUUUUUAACUUGAGCUCACGAGCAGUUGGAUAGGUCGUCGCCAUCGUUGUUCGUGUCGCUGUCGCUGUCGCCGCUACAGCUGAGAUCAAAAUUAAGAUUGAGAUCAGUACUGAGCGACCGAGAUCAUCGCGAAAGUCAUCGCGCAGGUAAAACGAGACCGACACAAUCGAUAGAAAUGAGAUGGACGCACCAAAGCUUGCUGCUGAUUAACUAACAAUUCAGUAGAAACAAUAGACAAGUGAAAAAUAGUGAAGGCUACGGAAAAAAGCAGAGAAAACAAAAAAAAAACACAUACGUUGUGGAAAAAUAAGGUUGUGAGCACCAAGUACCGCUUGCAUAUGUACAUAUGUAGGUAUGUAUGUGCAUAAAUAGCUACUCGAGUGCAAUAGACAAGCCUUUGCAUUUACAACAAUAAAGAAAAAAUAUGUGUGCACUAGUUGGUCAUAGAGAAUGCGUUGAAAAGGCGAGCGAAUAUUAUAUUAUUUGUAACAAAGACAAAACUCAACAAAACCAGUAAGGUCGCACCAUAAGCAGCAGCUGCCGCUCACCACUCAGGCAAAUAAAAAGUACACAUAAAACGUAGCAAAGCUGCUCAGCAGCGCGUAACCGUUUAUGGUGUCAACAGCUGUUUCAAUAAAAUACAAACACUUUUAAUACGGAAUAAUUCAACUUCUGAAGCGUUUAAAUAUUCAUUUGCACAGCAACAACAAACAAGUAUAUGCAUCAAUCAGCUUUAGACCAUUAUCAAAUCGCAUUUAAUGCAUACCAACAAAAACAAUAAUAAUAAAAUCUGCACAAAUGCCUUCGCCAAAUUUAAAACAACAACAAACACCACCUCCACCGCCACCACCUACACUCUUCCAACAACAACUCUCGUAUCCGAAUCAUCAUCAAUCGCAACAACAAAAAAGCUAUUAUACGAAAAAUAAGAAAUUAUCAACGAAAUUGAAAUCUUCUUCGCUGGACAAUGAUAUAUUUCUGCAAAAUCGUAAAAACAACAAUCAGAGCAGCUCGGAUUGGCUUUUGCCACCACAUGGUAGUGCAACAAUACCACGUGCCGCGUCCACGAAUUCAUUGGCGAGCACUGUAACAGCUAGCAAUUAUCAGGAGUAUAAAGCGGAAAUAAUCAAUCAGGGGAAAUGCCUUUGCGGCCAGUACAUACGUGCGCGACUACGACGAGCUGGCGUCCUAAAUCGGAAAGCCACUCAACGAUUGCGCACCAUAUUGGAGCCCUCUUCGGCGGUGGUUUAUGAAGUGUUUCCAGCAUUGAACAGCAUGGGUGAGGAAUUGGAACGAAUGCAUCCGCGCGUCUACACAAAUAUCUCACGACAGCUAUCGCGUGCCCCCUAUGGGGAACUGGUCGAUGGAGAUACGGCUCCUAUGUUGCUCAAUUUGGUUGCCAAAGAUUUGUUUCGUUCGAAUAUAACGUGGGGUAAAAUAAUCUCAAUAUUUGCGGUGUGUGGUGGUUUCGCCAUCGACUGUGUACGUCAGGGUCAUUACGAGUAUCUGCAAUUUCUGGUGGACGGUAUUGCUGAGAUAAUUGAAGAUGAUUUAGUGCCGUGGCUGGUGGAUCACGGCGGUUGGUUGGGCCUUCAGCAACAUAUACGUCCGCAUGUGGGCCAGUUUUCAUUCUUAGGCUUGUUGACACUUUUCGUGGCCGUAUCAUCGGGUGUUUAUGUUGUUACCAAUGUUGCCAAACAUAUUGGUUGUCAUUUGUAUUCUUUGCUAUUUUGAUAACAACCGCUAUGUGGGAUGUGGGAAAUACAUAUAUGUAUAGGAAUAGUCAAUGUAAAAUGUGAAAGGAUUUUGAGUCUUAUAUUGUUGCAAUAAUACUGUAGAUAUUUUUGCAUUUUUAUUAAUAUUUACCAUAAAUAAAUUUUCAGUAAUAUUUAUGUAGAUUACUUAGGAAAGUGGUAUAAGAUUGUUUAUUCUUUAAUUUUACCUAGUUGUUUGGAAAUAUCUAACGAUUUCUUUAACCUUCCCUUUGCAAAUGAACGUUAAUAGCAAUUUUUAUAAUAAUUUAAAUUUAUGACUUUAAAAUAAUAGCAACUUUACUCUUAAUUUAAUUAUUUAUCAAAACACAUUUAUUUAUAAACAUUUUAUCUCUGCAAAACUAAGAGUGAUCCUAAUAUUCAAAAUAAGAUAUGUACGUCUCUAACUAUUAAUUUUAAAUUUAUAUGGUAUUUACAUGACAACUGACCCAUACCAAUCUAUUUCAUGUUUGUAUUCACGCAAAUACAUUUGUUAAUUCAUUGUAAUGACUUAUUUUAGUUUGAAAGAAACAUAUACCAUAUACAAAUAAAAAUAAAAAAAAUAA